UUCCGGAAGUGGCUCAGGACGGACCCCCACGUGUGGCUGCAAGAUGAAGUUCGCUUACCGGUUCUCGAAUUUGUUGGGUACAGUUUAUCGGUGUGGAAACUUAAAUUUCACCUGCGAUGGGAAUUCUGUUAUCAGCCCUGUGGGAAAUAGAGUCACUGUGUUUGACCUUAAGAACAACAGAUCAGAUACGUUGCCUCUGGCUACUAAGUACAACAUCAAGUGUGUGGGGCUGUCUCCAGAUGGUCGCCUUGCAAUCAUCGUUGAUGAAGGGGGCGAGGCUCUGUUAGUCAGCUUGACCUGCAGGUCUGUGCUGCACCACUUCCACUUCAAGGGUUCCGUGCACAGUGUCUCCUUCUCCCCCGAUGGCAGAAAAUUUGUUGUUACCAAGGGCAACAUUGCUCAGAUGUACCAUGCCCCCGGAAAGAAGCGAGAAUUCAAUGCAUUUGUUUUGGACAAAACCUAUUUUGGACCCUACGAUGAGACCACAUGCAUUGACUGGACAGAUGACUCCAAAUGCUUUGUGGUUGGAAGCAAAGACAUGUCCACAUGGGUGUUUGGAGCUGAGCGCUGGGACAACCUCAUCUACUAUGCCCUGGGUGGACACAAGGAUGCCAUCGUGGCCUGCUUCUUUGAGUCCAACAGUCUGGAUCUGUACUCACUCAGCCAAGAUGGAGCCCUGUGUGUGUGGCAGUGUGACACACUCCCUGAGGGCCUAAAGCUGAAAGCCCCUAGGGGCUGGAAGGCAGACCUACUUCAGAAGAAGAAGGACGAAGAGGAGGAGGAGGAGGAUGAAGAGGAAGGGGAGCGAGAAACCACCAUCCGAGGGAAGGCCAUGCCAGCUGAACAGGAGAAAGUUGGGAAAGUGAAGUACUCACGGCUGGCCAAGUACUUCUUGAAUAAAGAAGGAGACUUUAACAACCUUACAGCUGCUGCUUAUCAUAAGAAGAUUCAUCUUUUGGUCACGGGUUUUGCUUCUGGAAUAUUCCAUCUGCAUGAGCUCCCAGAGUUCAACCUCAUCCACUCCCUAAGUAUCUCCGAUCAGAGGGUUGCUUCAGUUGCCAUCAACAGCUCUGGGGACUGGAUCGCCUUUGGCUGCUCAGGCCUGGGCCAGCUGCUGGUGUGGGAGUGGCAGAGUGAAUCCUAUGUGCUCAAGCAACAGGGCCACUUCAACAGCAUGGUGUCGCUGGCCUACUCCCCUGAUGGGCAGUAUAUCGUCACUGGUGGGGACGAUGGCAAGGUCAAGGUAUGGAAUACCCUCAGUGGCUUCUGCUUUGUGACUUUUACGGAACAUUCCAGCGGGGUCACCGGUGUAACAUUCACCACCACUGGCCAUGUCAUUGUCACCUCUUCCUUGGAUGGAACUGUGAGGGCCUUUGACCUUCACAGGUACCGGAAUUUCCGCACCUUCACGUCUCCACGCCCCACGCAGUUCUCUUGUGUGGCUGUUGACUCAAGUGGGGAAAUCGUGUCUGCAGGGGCUCAGGACUCCUUCGAGAUCUUUGUGUGGUCCAUGCAGACAGGCAGACUUCUUGAUGUUCUGUCUGGCCACGAGGGGCCCAUCAGUGGUCUUUGCUUUAACCCAAUGAAGUCCAUCCUGGCCAGUGCCUCUUGGGACAAGACAGUGCGCCUAUGGGACAUGUUUGACAGCUGGAGAACCAAAGAGACCUUGGCUUUGACCUCUGAUGCCCUGUCAGUGGCUUUUCGGCCUGAUGGUGCAGAGCUAGCUGUGGCCACACUGAACUCACAGAUCGUCUUCUGGGACCCUGAGAACGCUGUACAGGUGGGCUCCAUCGAGGGCAGGCAUGAUCUCAAGACAGGCAGGAAGGAGCUGGACAAGAUCACAGCCAAACAUUCAGCCAAGGGCAAGGCUUUCACUACCCUGUGUUACUCUGCGGAUGGGCAGAACAUUCUGGCAGGAGGCAUGUCCAAGUUUGUGUGCCUUUAUCACGUCCGGGAGCAGAUCCUGGUGAAGAGAUUUGAGCUUUCCUGCAACCUGUCUCUGGAUGCCAUGGAGGAAUUUCUGAACCGAAGAAAGAUGACAGAGUUUGGCAAUUUGGCACUCAUUGAUCAAGAUGCUGGGGAGGAGAAUGGCGUCGCAAUUCCCUUGCCGGGUGUAAGGAAAGGUGAUAUGAGUUCCAGACAUUUCAAACCUGAAAUCAGGGUAACUUCUCUGCGCUUCUCUCCCACUGGGCGCUGCUGGGCGGCCACCAGCACAGAAGGGCUCCUCAUCUUCUCUCUGGAUGCCCAGAUGCUCUUUGACCCCUUUGAGCUGGACACGAGUGUGACACCUGGGCGGAUCCGUGAGGCACUACGACAGAGGGAGUUUACCCGUGCCAUCCUCAUGGCCUUCCGGCUCAAUGAGAGGAAACUGGCACAGGAGGCCCUGGAGGCUGUGCCACAGGACGAAAUUGAUGUUGUCAGCGCUUCCCUUCCUGAGCUGUAUGUAGAGAAAGUGCUUGAGUUCUUAGCUGCCUCUUUUGAGGAGUCUAGGCACCUUGAAUUUUACCUUAUAUGGACCCAGAAGUUACUUAUGUCACACGGACAGCGGCUGAAGUCCAGGGCGGGGCACUUGCUGCCUGUGGUCCAGUUCCUUCAGAAGGGCCUCCAGCGGCAUCUGGAUGACGUUUCCAAGCUCUGUAACUGGAACCGUUACAACAUCCAGUACGCUCUGGCAGUUUCCAAGCAGCGGGGCGUAAAGCGCACUCUGGAGCCUUUAGACACAGAAGAGGACACAGACGCGUCUGAUGAUGACAGUCUACACCUACUCGGGAUGGCUGCGGAUGAUGAGGAAGAAGAGGGGAUGCUGGUGUAGAAGUCCCACCUCACGGCCUCACUGACUGACUGACUAGAGAUGCUGGUGUAGGAGCCCCACCUCACGGCCUCACUGACUGACUGACUAGAGAUGCUGGUGUAGGAGCCCCACCUCAUGGCCUGACUGACUGGAGAUGCUGGUAUAGAAGCCCCAUCUCACGGCCUGACUGACUGGAGAUGCUGGUGUAGAAGCCCCACCUCACGGCCUCACUGACUGGAGAUGCUGGUGUAGAAGCCCCACCUCACGGCCUCACUGACUAGAGUCAGUGUAGACUCCCCAGUGUAGAAGCCCCACCUCACUGCCUAAUUGGAGAUGGAACCACUGUGCCCCUGAGCCCAGAAAGUGAGCGAUGCCAGAGGCCUCAGAACCCUGCGGCCAGACUCUUGCUGUGAGACUGCACACGCUGCCAUGAGGCAGCAAGCCAACCUUUCAGGUCCAGGACUGGGAUGCAUACCAUGGGCACGUGUGUGCUGUAGGCCCAGAAUGCUGGCGUUGUGGUGAUCCUGCAUAUAGACUUCUGAGAAGUGUGGACUUGCAAGCUUCUGUCGGUUAUUUAUAUUUUUAAUGCGGACUUCUGAGAAUGAACCCUUUUUCCCAACUUAGGGUUGGAAAGCUUUUUUAAAAAUGUGAGGACUUCAUUUCUCAACUUUGAGUUCCUGAUGUUUAUAGUGUGUCCUGGGUGAGACAUUGUCUUCAACUAAGCGGGAAAGACCAGAGUGGCUGUCUGCUCAGGCCUGUGGCCCUGGUCAUCUAUAGGCAUACAGAGUGAGCCAGAAAGUGUGCUGAGCUGACGCAGGAGGGUGGAUGUGACAGCUCAAGGCUGGCCAGGGAAGCCUGCCCAGACCAGGCCAGUGUGCACAGGUUACACGGGAGAGGGACAGUCCCUUCAUGCCAGACCAGUGCCAGUGUGCACAGGUUACACGGGAGAGGGACAGUCCCUUCAUGCCAGACCAGUGCCAGUGUGCACAGGUUACACGGGAGAGGGACAGUCCCUUCAUGCCAGACCAGUGCCAGUGUGCACAGGUUACACGGGAGAGGGACAGUCUCUUCAUGCCAGACCAGUGCCAGUGUGCACAGGUUACACGGGAGAGGAACAGUCCCUUCAUGCCAGAGGGGCGCUCUACUGAUACUUCAGUGGUUGACCAACUCUAGCGUGUCAGCUCACCAGUGAAGUCACCCACAGGUCUCAACUCUCAUGCCGGAAACUGCCCACUGGCCUCUGUCCAGGCCACAGGAAUGGAUCUAUGUGACACCUAGUGUCACAGUUGGGGUGCGCCAUUGUCCUGGUCACCUGAAAUACACUCAGGCUUGACCACGGUAUGGAGAGAAACCAGAGCUCAGCCUGGUAUCUCCGGGUUUCCUGUUCCUACACUGUUUCUGUGUAUAGCUCAGAAUGGGGGGUGGGGGCUCACAUCUUGCCUGCACAGGGGCAGGAUCCUGGCUGCCCAAAUGGGGCCUCACUUGUUUUAGUGCCUUCCUGAGAUUUCUGUUUGCAGCAGUGGAUAUAGUUUUUUUGAAGCCCUACCAUUUUUGUGUGUGUGGUGCUGACCUUGGAACAGGGCUUGGGGAGUGACAGGCAGGUACUACCGAGCCACACUUCAGCCAUCACCCAUCUCGAACUUGAAGUUUGAUUACUAUACCAGAAGCAGGGCUCAGUCACCCUUUGGAGUUCCUUUCAGGCCUGCUUCUUGGUAACCAUGCCCAUUCCACCCCUGUGGACGAGGUCAGAUGCAAAUUGCUGCCACUCCAUUGAGUAUCUGUACCCUGGCUUCCAAUAAA
This is a messenger RNA of Chionomys nivalis (European snow vole), 4591 nucleotides long. RefSeq names its product PWP2 small subunit processome component (gene Pwp2). The transcript is spliced from 21 exons. Gene Ontology annotation, biological process: ribosomal small subunit assembly; maturation of SSU-rRNA from tricistronic rRNA transcript (SSU-rRNA, 5.8S rRNA, LSU-rRNA). Lineage: Eukaryota; Metazoa; Chordata; Mammalia; Rodentia; Cricetidae. Gene Ontology annotation, molecular function: protein binding. Gene Ontology annotation, cellular component: small-subunit processome; Pwp2p-containing subcomplex of 90S preribosome. The record is from RefSeq and is a predicted model, not a curated record. Bases 44 to 2812 code for a protein of 922 amino acids.